Molecule: messenger RNA, 2253 nt
Organism: Chaetomium fimeti
Lineage: Eukaryota; Fungi; Ascomycota; Sordariomycetes; Sordariales; Chaetomiaceae
Exons: 1
Coding region: 1-2253 (750 amino acids)
Source: RefSeq, a predicted model, not a curated record
AUGGACGAUCCAUGGGGCUCACCAUGGGCCGCGACAGAUUCAGACAGGGACUUGAAGCCGGGGUCUCCCGCCAAGUCCGACAUUGCCCCUCCACCACGCGCCUUCCUCUCCGCAUCAAACUCUCCCCGCAUCCCCGCCGUUUCAGAGCAGUCGCCAUGGGGAGGUGACGAUAAUGGAGCUGGGGAAUGGACAGCACCUUUGGAAACGCCGGCGCAUUCGAUAUGGGCUGGAGGUUGGGGCGGUUCGAAUCCAAACUUACUGGCCACACCACGAGAAGACCUGCUCAACAAGACUAGCCCGAUCGCAUUGCCGGGGAACAUUGCUACGCCAAAGCCAGUCAAUGGCUCCGCAUUCCGACAGCCGUCGCCGGACCCUUGGGGUAGCGGGUUCUCCUCCCGAAAACCUUCAUUUGAGGCUGCCUCCACCCCGCGUUUGGUUGUCGAAGUCGCCUCCCCUACUAUCGAAACGCCUAUUGCUACGUUCGGGGGGCUAGGGAUCGCGCAAGAAGAUACCGUAUGGGAUAGGUCGGAUGGGGCUAGUAUCAGCAAUCCCUCAAUCACCGUCGAGACCGACUCUCCCACGGCCGAGCCCGGAAACGUAAAGGGCGUGGAGGAACAAACUACACCUGUGGCAACCCGGGGUAGCGAUGUGCGGUUAAGCGUCGAGUCGACCGCGCUAAACCGCGGGUACCAGUCUCCCACACCGUCCAAUGACAACACCGAUCACGAAGAGGAACGACAGGACUCACCAAUUACGUCCAUUGACGAGGAGCCAAGGGGUCUGUCAGCGGGUUCGCGAAAGGCAUCUGGAAAGGUGCAAGAACUGGUCGUCAAGUUCGACGGUAUUGCCAGGGCAGCGAGCGAAGAACGCGACAUCGUUAUCCCGCCCUCCGAAACCAGCCCACCCAGCGCUGAGAAAAGAGAUGGUUUGCGCGAUGGCGCCGACUUUGGAGAGUUCGAGGAUACCAAUCCAGAUGAACUGCCUCCCCCGUCACGCUCGAAAGAACCAAGAGCUAGACUAAGUAUUGAAGAACCGAUCGAAGUUGGCGCACCGUCUGGUGAUCUUUCCUCGGGCCCAUCGGCAAUUGCCCAAUUUGGCCCCAUAGACUUCCGUGUGGAUUUCGGCUUGGUCGCCAAGUUGUUCAACGCCGCUCUAGAAGCCGCGUCCGAUGUCAAUGUGGAUCACGAGGUGCCAGACCAUGUCACUGACGAUAGCUUCACCGAGAUUUCGGAGCGGAAGACCUGGUAUCGCAUCUCCCGGCUGGGGUCCUCCCGGAGACAUAAUGCCGGAGACGACGACAGCUACAGGAGGAUCACCUGGGCAACAUCCACAGUUCACGAUGACACCACCAAAAUUGUCCGCCGGUGGAUGGAGGAGGAUUCUAUUGCUGGACGCGUGGCGCUUGGAGGUGGGAUAUCCAAAACGCAGAAGAACAUGUUUGGUUGGGAUUCCUCUGUCGAGCCUGUCACGCUGCAUGAUGUGUUCAGGAAGAAGAACGCGCACGCCAGAGCUUCUUCGGUUCAGCAACCUCCCAGAACAACUGCCCUUCCCUUGGGCCUAAUGGAUGGGUCCUCAAACAAGUCGCCGCAACGACCGACGCACCACGCCUCAAGUAGCGUCGGGCCGGGUGUGCCUUCGUUCGGGUGGAACACGACCUCACCCACGUCCACCACCCACACCCGCACUACCAGCACAAUAUCUGGGCCGCCCAAUUCGAUUCACACAGGCCCCGCGCCUCAAAUACCCCCUGCCGCUCAAGGACACAACGCAGUUGAGGAUGACGACAACGACGAUGAUGAAUGGGGCGAGAUGAUCUCCUCACCUGUUGCCCCCCAACCCAAAGCUACAACAGCCGGCUUAGCAACCCAGCGAACUGUCGUCAGCCCCACCUUGGAUGCAUCUGCGCUCGAGAAUAACCACACUGCUAUUGACACGCCCUCGGCCAAGGACACUGCACAAGACCCCUGGGGCGAACCCGACUUCACUGCCUUCGAGUCGGCUCCCGCCAAGCCGAGUUCCCAAGCCCAAGGAACGGCCGCCAUUCCCAAAAUUGUGGACCGUCCAGUUCUCUGUUCCGAUUCGGAAAACUCCGUGUCUGUUUCCUUGGGGCCGCCGGCUGAAACCCGUCCUCAAGGAUCUUCCUCACCUAUUGAGGUACAGAAGCCGUCAACUAGCGACUCGCAACAUGAGCACGAGAAAACGGCACAGCGGAUUACCGCCAAUCUUCCUGAUCUCUCGUACAUGCUACGUUGA